This is a messenger RNA of Coniophora puteana RWD-64-598 SS2, 1321 nucleotides long. RefSeq lists its product as uncharacterized. The record is from RefSeq and is a predicted model, not a curated record. The transcript is spliced from 3 exons. NCBI's taxonomy places the organism in Eukaryota, Fungi, Basidiomycota, Agaricomycetes, Boletales, Coniophoraceae. The coding region runs from base 1 to 1305 and encodes 434 amino acids.
AUGUCUCAACAAAACCAGAACCAUCACGCUAACCAGAUCUUCUCACGUGCACCCAUAUACGAAACCAUCUUAUCUGAACUCUCCCCGCGCCAGCUGAUCAGGACCUCCUGGGCUUGUCAGACAGCCCAUGACGCGGUCCAGGCGUUCAUACACCACGAAUACGAUGUCAAUCGUCAUCUCUCUCGGUACUUCUCCGAUCCCCUAGCUUUCCGUUCUUUGCAGGCUCGCACGGGCACCCUUAUCUCCGGGUCGAACGCGCUCCAGUUCUUGGACAGAUCUCUCUACCCCGAGGCUGAUUUAGACGUGUAUACCCACUCCGGACAUACCCUCGAGGUUCUAGACUGGCUGACUGAGAAAGCCGGUUAUCGGUUCGCGCCUCCCGAGGACCGUCCAACAAGCUCGUUCCAUGAUAUCGCGGGUUGGAGCCCGGCGCACCGGUUCACGUCCCAGACCUCGAAGCCGUCUGGUGACUACGGCGGCGUAAAGCUGAGGGGCCUCGCCCAUGUCUUUCACUACAUCAAAGAUUCGAAGGAUGGUGGCGAGCCACUCAGAAUACAGGUGAUGGAAAGCGAGGUGAACCCGCUUGGUACCGUUCUCUUCUUCCAUUCUACCUGCGUGAUGAAUAUCAUCGCGUUUGACUGCGCAUACUCUCUUUAUCCCGUGGCAACAUAUGAGGAACGCAAGUCGUUGCUGACGAUCGACCAGGGCGUGGUAGGCCCAGUAGAGAAAUACACAGAACGGGGUUGGGAGUUCUGUAAGACGGACGUCGAGGACGCCAAAGACAUCGGCAGCAAACCUUCCCUGUGGUACCCGGGAGUCGAGCGUUCGGUCCAGGACAGAUAUACGUGGAGAGUCCCCCUGGACGUGACCGGCGUUGCGCAGCGCUCUCCACCCUCCGUCUCCUCAAAAGCUGUUCCGUGGGAUCCAAUGGUUUCUAAUACCUGGAAGAUGAUAUAUGUCAAGUUCUUCGGGCGUCUCGCCAUGGGCGUCUCAUGCGUCAUGGUCAAGUCCAUCACGUUCCGCUACGACUACUUCCUAUCCGACGAAACGCUGGUCAAGGCCAUGGUUGAUUCCGGGUACGUGGUACAGCCCGAUCGACAGAGUGUUGCGAGUCGCUUUGUCAAACUGGCUCGCAUGGAUGAAUGGCCCUGGUUGGACGGAGAGCUACCUAGGUAUUGCAAACAGGCAAAAGAAGAACUGGAGAGGCAGAAGUUUAUUGGUUCGCGGGGUGUACGCAGGCUAGAUGAAGACGUUCCUCGAGUCUCCCCACUCCCGAAUUACUUCUCGUUUCCUGAGUCUCCCUGAUUAAAAUCUUUGUACG